This is a messenger RNA of Phlebotomus papatasi, 2285 nucleotides long. Its product is annotated as beta-1,3-galactosyltransferase 5-like. Gene Ontology annotation, molecular function: hexosyltransferase activity. The transcript is spliced from 2 exons. Lineage: Eukaryota; Metazoa; Arthropoda; Insecta; Diptera; Psychodidae. The record is from RefSeq and is a predicted model, not a curated record. Bases 609 to 1640 code for a protein of 343 amino acids. Gene Ontology annotation, cellular component: membrane.
UUAUUUGUAACUGACAUUUCUCGGGGCUGCGCGUGACGUUUCACGUUUUACGGAUGUGCUCUCAAUUUUUCUCCAUCAGUUUUGUUAUUGCGGCGGAGGAGAAUUAUGGCGUUUAGUGAAGCAAAAAGUGGGCAGAGAGUGAUAGAAUUAAGUGACUAACUAAAUCCUCAGCAAUUGAGUGGUAAAGUGUAAUGUGGUGUUGGUGAAAAAGACGCGUGAAAAGCCCGGCGAGAGAUUUCCUUCAUCCCCAGCAUCCUUUCCACGCAACUCAACUUUUGUUUAGGCGUGACACAGUGUGAAGGGUGCAGAAGUUUUUGGGGGACAGAACGUGCCCCCCGGGGGAAGAGGUUACCGUAGUGUCAUGAGACAUGAAUAAGUGUGGAAAAUUCCCAGAAGAAUCUCAUUGAGGGUUAAAGGGAUGCUGCCGUUAGGUGAGAUCACUUCACCCUCAAAGGACAUUUGGACUUGUGGAAAAUUUAGAGAUUUUCUGGGAGAAAAUUGAGCAAAAAGUAAUGAACAACACCCUCAACCACUGCCAAAAGGUGUUGAAAAUCAUUAAGACUCCUACUACUAGCUGAGAAUGGAAAGUGGAGAAACUUAGCUGACUGAUGGUUCUCUACGAGCGUCGAUCAGUUUUGGUGCUCUUUAUUGGGCUACUCCUGUGUAUAACCAUCUGGCGUGCAUCACAGCCACAAUUGGUGCCAACGACUGAAUUUACCUAUCGCUAUGGCCUUCCCCAUCAUCAUGUGGCCAAUGUCACAAGUUCAACGAGUACAGCUACAGUUUUGGCUACCUUGGAAGAUCUACCGGCUUCUGAUAGGCAUAAAUUAAUUGAUUUGGUGAAUUUUGAGUAUGUGAUUGAGCAGAAGAGUUGCAGUGAGUUGCAUUUGCAGCCACUGGUAUUGAUACUGGUGCAUAGUGCUCCGGGAAAUGGGGAGAAGCGUAAGUUGAUAAGGAGAACAUGGGGAAGGGAUGAUGCGCGGGCGCGUCUUCUCUUCUUACUGGGAGCUGUAGAAUCGCCGGCAGAGCAGGUGGAUUUACAGAAUGAGAAUAGGAGGCAUGGGGAUUUGGUGCAAGGGAAUUUUGUUGAUGCCUACAGAAAUAUGACGUAUAAACAUGCCAUGGCUCUCAAAUGGUUCACAUACUACUGCCCUGAGGCACAUUUUCUGCUCAAGACAGAUGAUGAUGUAUUUGUUAAUUCACCCACAAUGUUUGAUUUUUUGGAAAAUGGGGUGGAUCGUCGGAGAUUGGUGGCAUGCUAUGAGGUCCAAGGGGCACGUGUAAAGCGAAGUUAUCGGUCAAAAUGGCGUGUUAGCACCAAAGAAUAUCGGGAAAAGUACUAUCCUGCCUAUUGUCCGGGCUUUUCGAUAAUCUACUCACCAGAUGCUGUGGUGCUUCUGUAUAGGGAAGCCCAGAGGAAUCCUUACUUCUGGAUCGAUGAUGUCCAUGUGACGGGGACAUUGGUGCAGAAGACUAAUAUGACAAUUACCCCCCUAAAUCCGUUAUUUCUAACACGGAGUCAAAUGAACAGUAUUGUCAAUGGAAGACUGAAUGCCACAAGUUCCCUCUUCUUCUUCACAAUUCCUGACCUCAAGGAGUGGGAAAUAGUUACACUGUGGAAAAUUGUUACAUCCAGUUAGAGAGUGAGAAAUGAGAGAAUUGGUGAUUGAAUGGCGCCCUGGCGCCUCUUAGAUCCGACAUAUCAGACAUGGCACACGACAGGCAGGAGACUUACAUAAGCACAAUAUCCUGUUAAACCUGUUGAAAAUUCAGCUAAAUGUGAAAAAAUGAUGAGAAAUAUCUUGAAAGAAAAUCAUCAUUACCUCCAUUUCUACAUUACUCAAUUCACUAACGCAAGGCAUUAAGAAUUAUUUCAAAUGCAAAAAUCCAUUUAAUUUAAUUUAAUUUAUAUUUUAGUGUUCAUUUUGGCUAGAAUGAAUUCAGAGAGAAGUUUUUUUUUGGAAAACUGCUGUUCCUUGUAUAAAUGUGCCAAAUUUUGUAUCGAUAAUUCACAUAAGUUUGGACAGGAGUACACCCUGAUUUUUCCAAUGAAUAUUUUCAUUUAAAAAUCAUUUUGUCUUUAUGUUUUUUUUUAUAUGUCUAUUGCAAUUUUGUGGAAAAAAAUUAUAAAUGCGGGUAGUUGAAAAUAAAUCAAUUCGAAAGAUAAAGCUUCAGCAAUAUUUUAUGAAUCAUAAAAUUGCAAAAUAAGAGAAGUAGUAAAAGUCAAUUGCAAAAUUGAAUUUCAUAAAAUCUAUGAUUAAAAUGAAAGCUAUUUUUUUACAGUU